Ochlerotatus camptorhynchus is the source of this 10336-nucleotide messenger RNA. RefSeq names its product ubiquitin fusion-degradation 4-like (gene Ufd4). Lineage: Eukaryota; Metazoa; Arthropoda; Insecta; Diptera; Culicidae. Bases 995 to 9871 code for a protein of 2958 amino acids. Gene Ontology annotation, biological process: anatomical structure development; proteasome-mediated ubiquitin-dependent protein catabolic process; protein K63-linked ubiquitination. The transcript is spliced from 12 exons. Gene Ontology annotation, cellular component: nuclear speck. Gene Ontology annotation, molecular function: protein binding; metal ion binding; ubiquitin protein ligase activity. The record is from RefSeq and is a predicted model, not a curated record.
GUUCAGUUUGUGAGUGGAUUUCGUACGGUUCGGUCGUAUAAACACGUAUAGUGCCGUGUUCAAGCAGCUUCUAGUGUGGUGUUGUCUCUUUCUGGCUCAGGCGUGCAGUGCAGGGAAGAGGAAAAUAUUUUUCAAAAGUCAGUGACUGGGCGAAAAGAAGAAAAUCUUGCAUAAGUUUUUCGCCUUCGGAAAGCCCGUUUUCGGGUAAAUUCCUGUGUGAUUUCAAAGGAUUUUGUGCUACGGUUCAAGGAAUACCAAAUCUGUGAACGGUAGGUAAAAUAACGAUGAUCGCAUACUGGUUCCACGCCCGGAAGUAGAAGACGUCCUGCUUUUCUUUCCGGAAUCGAGUGCAGUUCGAGCUUACAUCAAUCUGGAUUAGGUGCAGUGUAGAGAAGAUAGAAACACGAAGAAAUAUAUAGCCGUAGUAGGUAAAUCAGCACGUGAAUAAUUACGACCACCGAAACCGAGUUGUACGUACGGAAGGAAGAGUAGAAGAGAAAAGUCAAUCUAUGCGAAAUCAAAUCAGUGCAAGUGCUUAGUGCGGUGUGUGUGCUCUUUUUCGUGAACUUUCUCCUUGCAAAUCGGUUAGUGUGAGAAAAGCGAAUAUAGGUCUGCUGGAAGCAAGCAAAAAAAAAUCAAAAUAAAUCGUUUCACUCUUACUGUAAACAAUUAUCCUAUCGGCUACGGUUGCGCAUAGGUGUGCUGUAUUUGUGUGCGCCCCGCUUUUGUCGGCGGAAGUCGCCAAACAAGACUGUGGGCAGGCAGAAAAAGGAAUAAUAGUGGCCCACAGUACGCAGCAACAGCCAAUUUCAUGAGUUUCAAUCUGAAAAAGAAGAAGGAACAUCAAUCGAGCCGUCGUCGUCUGUAAGCACCCUAGCAAGCAGGCUUGCGGCAACUCGCAGCUGUAGACAAGCCGGAAGCUGCUUGAACAACCAAAUACAACGACGGCACACCACAGCGGAGCGAGCGAACUCCGCACCCAGUCUGCGGCAAGAUGGGUGACGUUGAUCCAGAAACGCUGCUAGAAUGGCUCUCUAUGGGCCAGGGAGACGAACGGGACAUGCAGCUGAUUGCCCUAGAGCAACUCUGCAUGCUCCUGUUGAUGUCCGACAACGUGGAUCGUUGUUUCGAAAGUUGUCCUCCGCGGACGUUUCUGCCAGCACUAUGCAAGAUUUUUCUAGACGAGCUGGCGCCAGAGAAUGUACUGGAAGUGACAGCACGUGCCAUCACCUACUAUCUGGACGUUUCAUCCGAGUGCACACGUCGCAUUGUGGCGAUUGAUGGUGCUAUCAAAGCCAUCUGCAACCGAUUGGUGGUGGCGGAUCUCGAAAGCAGAACUAGUCGCGAUCUGGCGGAACAGUGCAUCAAAGUGCUCGAACUCAUCUGCACUCGAGAAGCCGGAGCAGUGUUCGAAGGCGGUGGACUGAACUGUGUGCUCUCAUUCAUCCGGGACAAUGGUUCUCAAAUCCACAAAGACACACUCCAUUCGGCCAUGGCCGUGGUGUCCAGGCUAUGUACCAAGGUUGAACCACAAGGUGCUAAUGUACAAACUUGUGUAGAAAGUCUAAGUACGCUGCUCCAGCACGAAGACCCACUUGUGGCAGACGGAGCGCUGAAAUGCUUCGCCUCGGUGGCGGAUCGAUUCACACGAAAAGGAGUCGAUCCAGCUCCACUAGCAGAGUACGGCCUAGUUACAGAGCUAUUGAACCGGCUAAGUAACGCUGCGGGACCACAAACAUCAACCUUGACUGCUGGUGCUAGUGCUAAUGCACCUCCAGCUGCUCAGUUAAAUAGUCAGGAGGUUGCUCCAACAGUACAGCUUUCAUCAUCGGCACCCAAGACACAAGGAGCUGCCGAAGCAGGUCGAUCGAGUCAGUCAAUCGCCACUACCAUAUCACUGCUAUCUACCUUGUGCCGAGGAUCGCCUUCAAUCACUCACGAUCUGCUCCGAUCCAAUCUACCAGAAGCUAUGGAACGAGCCUUCAAAGGAGACGAACGAUGCGUUCUCGAUUGCAUGAGGCUUGCCGAUCUCAUCUUGCUACUGCUGUUCGAAGGUCGCCAAGCGCUUGGUAGGGUAGGUGGCUCAAGUGGUCAGUUGGCUCCACGGGUGCGCAGAGCAGAUUCCAGCACCGAGCGAACGCAUCGACAAUUGAUCGACUGCAUACGUAGUAAGGACACGGAAGCACUUAUCGAAGCUAUCGAAUCGGGCGGCAUCGAUGUCAACUGUAUGGACGACGUCGGUCAAACGCUACUGAACUGGGCUUCAGCUUUCGGUACAUUAGAGAUGGUAGAGUUUUUAUGUGAUAAAGGUGCUGACGUAAACAAAGGCCAGCGAAGUUCCUCCCUGCAUUAUGCGGCUUGCUUCGGCCGGCCAGGCAUUGCAAAAGUGCUGCUCAAACACGGUGCCAACCCAGACCUCCGGGACGAAGAUGGCAAAACGCCGCUAGACAAAGCUCGUGAACGACCAGAUGAAGGCCACCGUGAAGUUGCUUCUAUUCUGCAGUCACCCGGUGAAUGGAUGACCGCAGCAACACGAUCGGAUCUGAAAACCGACCCAGAAGAUGGAGACAGUGAGCCACGGGGAGAUCCAGAAAUGGCACCCGUGUAUCUCAAGUUCUUUCUGCCAAUAUUCUGUAAAACGUUCCAAAGCACAAUGCUGGCCAGCGUACGGCGGUCUAGCUUAGGUCUCAUAAAAAAGAUGAUCCAAUAUGUCCAACCGGACAUGUUGUCGAGGCUUUGUUCCUCUGAAGGUCUCCAAAGUCACGAACAGAGUCUGGGAACAUUACUAGUCGAAGUCGUCGCCAGUGUCCUGGACAAUGAGAUAAGCUACAGCUGGCCGUCACAGCCAACACCACCGUCUCUACUGCCCUUAACCGUUUCCUCCUCUUCUACCAAUACUAGUAGUAAUAGCAUUCUAGCCAAAUUUAGUUGCGCUGACCGAGUAAGCAAGUAUGUCCAGAAUCUAAGACAACACCAACAGCAGCAGCAGCAACCACAGCAGCGUCGUAACUCUAGCUCUUACAUAAUUCCACCACCGCCGCCAAUGCUACCGUUGACCUCAUCAUCGAUGAUGGCCACAUUCGCCGAAAAUCCUCACCCUCGAGACGGCAGCAAAAGCAAUAACAACAACAACAACAACAACGACGACGACGACACUAAACGUUGUAGUCGAAGCAAUUGGUCCGAUCUUAACAUUGCGGACGACGAAGAUGGUCAUCUGGUGGUGCUCACCAUCAUCGAGGAACUCAUGUCCAAGACGCAGAAUGAUUUCCUCGACCAUUUUGCCCGGCUCGGAGUGUUCUCCAAAGUGCAGUCUCUGAUGGGAGAAAACGGUUUCGGCGGCGAAGGAGACAAUACCGAUGUGAUCAAAUCUCAAGAGGAAACAAAGACGGUUGGAACCAGUGUGCAAGAUGCUACUGCUGUUGUUGUUGUUGCUACGGGAGGCUCCGCCGCUACUGGCACUACCACCACCAGUAAUGCGGUGGAGGAUGCCAAAGAAAUUCUUCCUGGAAAGGCAUACCAUUGGCGAGAUUGGAGCAUCUGCCGGGGACGGGAUUGUCUGUACGUAUGGUCCGAUUCGUCUGCCUUGGAACUAUCGAAUGGAUCGAACGGAUGGUUCCGAUUCAUCCUGGACGGCAAACUGGCCACCAUGUACUCCAGUGGCAGCCCCGAAAAUGGCAGUGAUAGUUCAGGCAAAGGAAGGAGUACGGAUUCCUUAGCCGGCGAAGAAAACCGCGGUGAAUUUCUGGAAAAACUACAGCGGGCUCGCGGUGCAGUUCGGCAGGGAACCCCAUCUCAGCCGAUUCUUUCCUCGCCAAGUCUUUCGCGCAUCGUCGUCGGUAACUGGGUGCUGCAGAGCCAGAAGGAACAUCAGCUACAUAUCAACAACUCGGAAGGUCACCAGGUGACGAUACUGCAGGACGAGCUGCCUGGAUUCAUUUUCGAAAGCAACCGCGGCACCAAGCAUACUUUCACAGCGGAGACCACCCUCGGACCGGACUUUGCUGCCGGGUGGAUCAACACCAAGAAGAAGAAAAUGCGUUCCAAGGCGGAGGCACAGAAAUAUCAGGUAAAGAACAUUGCUCGAGAUCUGUACAACCGUUACUUCAAAGCGGCUCAAGCUGUUCCACGCGGUGCAGUUGCCAAGCUGUGCAACAUUGUUCGCCAAAUCGAGUGCGCGCUGGAGGAUCAAUGUGCGCCGAAAGCCACUGGUUUGCUACAGGUUAGAAUUCAAGCACAGCCGUCACAAGAUGGCCAACGAGGCACCUGGCAGGAAAAAUUGUACAAUGCCCUGCACGAUCUGGUACAAUUGCUGAACGAGGAUGGGGUCAUAAGUGCUUACGAGAUGCACAGUUCCGGGCUUGUGCAAGCAUUGGUAGCCGUACUAUCACGAAACUAUUGGGAACUCGAAAUGAACAGAAGUAAAGCGAACAAGUACCAAAAACAGCGGAUAUCAAUCUUUAAAAAAUGCAUGUAUGCGGAUUCCAAGAACGGCAAGAAUACAGCCAGUAUCCUCGUUCAGAAAUUGGUGUCUGCUUUGGAGAGUAUCGAGAAGCUGCCGGUUCACAUGUAUGAUUCUCCUGGAGGCAGCUACGGGUUGCAAAUUCUUACGAAAAGGUUGAGCUUCCGACUAGAGAGGGCUGCCUGCGAGCAGACUCUAUUCGAUAGGACUGGAAGGAACUUGAAAAUGGAACCUCUAGCAACGGUGGGUCAGCUGAACAAGUACCUGCUGAAGAUGGUCGCCAAACAGUGGUACGAUAUGGAUCGAUCGUCUUUCUUAUACUUGAAAAAAUUGAAAGAUUCAAAACCUGGAAGUGUCCAAUUCAAGCACCAGCAUGAUUUCGAUGAGAAUGGAAUUGUCUACUACAUCGGAACGAAUGGAAAGACCACGGAAUGGGUGAAUCCUGCUCAGUAUGGAUUAGUCACUGUUACGAGCAGUGAGGGUAAGCAACUUCCAUAUGGCAAGCUGGAGGAUAUCCUGUCGCGAGACAGCGUCAGCGUAAAUUGCCACACUAAAGAUAACAAGAAGUCAUGGUUUGCGAUCGAUUUGGGAAUGUAUGUUAUUCCAGCGGCCUACACGCUGCGACAUGCCCGUGGAUAUGGACGUUCGGCUCUGCGAAAUUGGAUGUUCCAAAUGUCUAAAGACGGAGUAAAUUGGGUGACAAUGUUAACUCAUUCAGAUGAUAAAAGCUUGGCCGAACCAGGAAGUACUUGUACCUGGCCAAUCGAAUGUUCCGCGGAGGAACAACAGGGAUGGCGCCACGUGCGGAUACACCAAAAUGGAAGAAAUGCUUCCGGACAGACUCAUUAUCUGAGCUUGAGUGGAUUCGAAAUCUACGGCAAAGUUGCUACGGUCUGUGACGAUAUGGGAAAAGCUGCAGCCAAGGAAAAUGAAGCUCGAUUGAGAAAGGAGAGACGACAGAUUCGAGCUCAGCUCAAAUAUAUUACCCAAGGGGCUCGCGUAGUGCGAGGUGUCGAUUGGCAUUGGGAUGAUCAGGAUGGAAAUCCUACUGGAGAAGGUACGGUAACGGGAGAAAUUCACAACGGAUGGAUCGAUGUUAAGUGGGAUCACGGUUUGAGAAAUUCCUACCGCAUGGGUGCUGAGGGAAAGUACGAUCUAAAGUUGUCGAACAGUGACAAUCUUACUGCACCGUACGAUAUGAACAAUUCCGGCUCGGGAUUGGCUCAUAUCAGUGCAGGGACAGUUUCCUCUGCCAAGAAAGUGUACGACAAAUCACUGAACGUUCUGACUAGUCGCAAAUCAAGCUCUACUCCUAGCCUGCCGGAAGCAACCGAAAAUAAAUCCUCCGUAGCUUCGACAGAGCAAGCAACUUCCGUGGACAACCUUGCUUGGAAGCAAGCUGUUGAAGUAAUUGCUGAAAAUGUUCUAUCCUGCGCACGAUCUGACUUGGCCAACACGAGUGGUGGAAGCAGCAGCAACGAUCUGUCCGCACCUGGUACCAAUAAUAACAAUCUGAACAAUCAGGAAGUAGCCGUGAUUGUGCACUCCCUUGGUGAACGGGGAAAUAUCACUGAUUUAUCACAAAUCAACACAAGUACUUCGACUCUAGUCUCGGAUUUGGCUACUAUUACAGAGAAUCUAACACUCUCGGAUAAUAUUAAGAAUAACAUCAGCACCGGUAGUAGCACUCAGUUUGUGAGCAACUUUGGAACGCAACUUGCGGCCUGCUCGUCGUCCUCUUCAUCAGAAGAAAAUAACAAAACCAACAACAUCAACGAAACGAACAACAAAAUCAAUCUAAACAACAGCAGUAGCAGCAGUUCCGGUAAGGCAGCUUACCUACCGACCAAGCUUGACGUGUUGGACAAGAUGAGAGAAGGCGUAGACAUGCUCCGGAACAAUACCAACAAUUUGCUCUCUUCCGAAUUGCUGACGCAAUCGAAUUUACUGUCGUCCGUCAAAAUAGCACUUCCGACGCCGCAACAGCCACAGCAAACGGGAGGAACUGCUUCUACUGGGACGUUCUUUGUGGCCAGUACCAGUACCAGCAGCACUAGCACGCUGCCAGCAGGAGAUAAAAUCGUAGGUGAUAUAAAAUUCAACAACACCAUCAACAACAAUACCGCGUCCGGCGGUGUGACCAAGAAGGUUCUCAACGAAGUCAAGCAGCAGGAAUCGGACGAUCGUGACAUUGCCAACAACCUUAAGAACAAUAUUGUUGUUGUCGAUUCAGAAGCUGCAGCUGGAAGCUCUAAGGAACCGACCAUUCUGAAUCCCGAGUCUCCAUCGGCAGCUGUCGCCGUGAAUCCGAUGAGUGUCAGCGUUCCAAACCUGACAACCAACGAAAACAAUGCACCACCGGAAGUUCAAACUCCACCCGGUUUGCUGGAAACAUUUGCUGCCAUUGCCCGAAGGCGUACGUCCGGCGGCUCUGCAUCGCAUCAUCUCCAAUCCAGCUCGAAUGCAUCGGCUACCUCGUCGGGAAGCAGUGGCGCCAACAAUGCUCAACCCAACAAUCAGUUAAGUAGCAUUGGAUCAAACAUUCAAGCUGCUAACUCUAGCUUCUUCCCGAGGGGACAAAACUCGGUUACUAGUCUGGUCAAGCUUGCCCUGUCGAGCAACUUUCACAGUGGGCUGUUAAGCACCGCACAAAGUUAUCCUAGUCUGUCAAGCUCUUCGAACAAUGCCAAUACGGUUGCCGUUAGUGGAGGGACAAAUAAUAACAGCAUUUCCGGAACGGGAUCCAACAGCGGAGCACUUCAAAGCGGAAAUGUCCAGUCCGUGCUGAAUCCGGCACUUACGAUGAGUCUCACCUCAACCAGCAGCGAUAGCGAACAGGUUUCCUUGGAAGAUUUCCUAGAGCAAUGUCGUGCUCCAACUCUACUCGGAGAUCUGGAUGACGACGAAGAUAUGGAGGAUGAGAAUGAUGACGACGAAAAUGAGGACGAAUACGAAGAAGUCGGAAAUACCUUGCUGCAAGUGAUGGUUUCCCGAAAUUUGCUGUCGUUUAUGGAUGAGGAGACUUUGGAGAACCGAUUGGCUGCAGCUGGCAAGCGUAAAUCGUGGGAUGAUGAAUUCGUGUUGAAACGCCAAUUUUCCGCUCUGAUACCUGCAUUCGAUCCUCGUCCUGGUAGGACGAACGUGAACCAAACAAGUGAUCUGGAAAUUCCAGCACCCGGCAAUUCUGCCGAUAAUGGCCAUCCCAGUAGUAGUCAUUCUGAGCAUGCUCCUCUGCCUCAGCCAUCCCUUGCUCUUCUACUGCGUGGUCCGAACAUUAACGGAGUGAGCGACGUAGAAAUUCCACUUUCGCAACCUGAUUGGACAAUAUUCCGAGCAGUUCAGGAACUGAUUCUUCAGACCACCAUGACAAAGCAGGACAAGUUCCGUAAAAUUUGGCAACCAACCUAUACCAUCGUCUAUCGAGAAGCCACUUCGUCGGGAGGAAUCGGAUCAUGCCGUGGUGAAGACUUCAGCAGUGGUGAGGAAGGACGAGCCACUCCAGUAGUGUCCAUGUUCUCCCAGCGUAGCGGAGGUUCGACUCUUUCACCAAGCUCUCCCAUCCCUGGAACACCGUCCAACAUGGGAACCUCGGUUCACUGCACCGUGGACGACGUCCUGCAGCUCCUCGGCCAACUGAAUGCCAUCAACCAAACCCUAACAUCGUCACCAUCCAACAACGAUAAGAACCUCAUCCCGGACGUGGAAAGCAACAAUCUGAAUGCGGACAUUUUCUUAAGCAAGAAGAUUACCAACAAACUGCAGCAGCAAAUUCAGGACCCGCUAGUUCUGGCGAGUGGAAGCCUACCAAAAUGGUGCGAAGAUUUCAAUCAGAACUGUCCAUUCCUGUUUCCGUUUGAAACGCGACAGCUGUAUUUCAACUGUACCGCUUUCGGCGCCUCGAGAAGUAUCGUGUGGCUUCAAUCGCAGCGAGAUGUCAACCUCGAACGGCAACGAGCACCGGGAUUAAGCCCUCGGCAUGCCGAUCAGCACGAAUUCCGCGUUGGACGGUUGAAGCACGAACGUGUGAAGGUCCCUCGUGGUGAAACUUUGCUCGAAUGGGCACAACAGGUCAUGAAAACCCACUGCAAUCGGAAAUCAGUGCUGGAGGUGGAAUUUGUCGGAGAAGAAGGUACCGGGUUAGGUCCAACGCUGGAAUUCUACGCCCUGGUCGCAGCGGAAUUGCAGAGAAGCGACAUCGGUAUGUGGCUGUGUGACGAUGAGCCGAAGCUGAUCGAAGAUGAAAUCGAUCUCGGUGAAGGAAGCAAGCCAAUCGGAUAUUACGUUCGACGAUCCACCGGAUUGUUUCCGGCCCCAUUGCCUCAGGAGUCGGAAAUCUGCGAAUUUGUAUCGAAUUAUUUCUGGUUCUUGGGAGUAUUCCUGGCCAAAGUGCUCCAGGAUGGUCGUCUAGUCGAUCUGCCACUGUCCAACAGCUUCUUGCAAUUGCUGUGUAAUAACAAGUCCCUCGCCAGAGAUUCGUUAAGCGAAAUUUCGUCCAAAUCUGCUCUGCACGAUGAUGUGAUGAUUUCCUCUUUGAUGUCCGAAGAAAGCGAUCGAGACCUGGUGGAUUCCUAUCAGUCCAAACUUGCUAACGAUGGCUGUUGGUAUGAUGGUAUUCUUUCUCAAGAGAACCUUCAGGAAAUCGAUCCUAUCCGGUAUGAAUUCUUGAAAGAACUGCAAGAACUAGUGCAGCAGAAACAGAACAUCGAACAGAAUGAUGAUCUCACCUCCGAGGAGAAGCUACUGCAGAUUAGCGAGCUUAAAUUCAACACCAAAACUGGCAGUGUAGCCUUGGAGGACCUAGCCCUUACGUUCACCUAUCUGCCCAGUUCGAAGAACUACGGUUACCAAUCAGCAGAUCUGAUUCCCAACGGAUCUAACAUCGACGUCACGAUCAGCAACGUGGAGGAGUACUGUAAUUUGACCAUCAACUUCUGCCUCCAAGAAGGUAUUGCGAAACAACUGACCGCGUUCCAUCGUGGCUUCUGUGAGGUAUUCCCACUGAACAAGCUAGCCGCUUUUACCCCGGAGGAAAUUCGCAAGAUGCUGUGCGGUGAGCAGAACCCCGAGUGGACCCGAGACGAUAUUAUGACGUACACGGAACCGAAGCUUGGAUACACCAAGGAAAGCCCCGGAUUCUUGCGCUUUGUCAACGUACUGAUGGGAAUGAAUGCCAGUGAAAGGAAAGCAUUUUUGCAGUUUACCACUGGCUGCAGCAGUCUACCGCCAGGUGGACUGGCCAAUCUGCACCCACGAUUGACUGUGGUGCGGAAAGUGGAUGCCGGAGAAGGAUCCUACCCGUCGGUCAACACCUGUGUCCACUAUCUCAAACUUCCGGACUAUCCCAAUGAGGACAUCCUGAGGGAACGACUGCUAACGGCCACCAAGGAGAAGGGAUUCCAUCUCAAUUGAAAACGUUGUGGCUCCGCAUUGUGGAAAGAAAAGCAGAUAAAUCAUUAUGGGCAAAAACGAUAUCCUACUUCACAAACCCACAAACAGACGAUAGUGGUCAUUAUGGUUAGUAAAAAUAAACAUAUUUUCUAGAUAAUGAACAUACUUUUAAGCAGAAAUUAAUACGUUUCAAGCAAGGGAUUUAAAGUGCGAGAAGAAAAAAAAAACAAUAAAUAUAUAAUUGUGAAUAAAUGACAGCUUUCCGAUUACUCAAAGUUAUCGAUCCGUUGUGUUUUUUUAUGUUGUAAAACACACUAAAGUAAUGAGAUGCAAUUCCUAAGAAGAAGCUUACAAUAGAUAAGUCGAAAGCGAAAAACACAUAGAUUAAAAACCAACACAUUUUAAGUUUGCUGUGAGUAAAAGAAGAGUAUACACCCGCUCCAAAUAGAAUUAGUUUAUGAUAUACAAUAGAAUUGGAAAUCGUCA